Messenger RNA from Fulvia fulva, 1044 nucleotides. RefSeq lists its product as uncharacterized. Lineage: Eukaryota; Fungi; Ascomycota; Dothideomycetes; Mycosphaerellales; Mycosphaerellaceae. The record is from RefSeq and is a predicted model, not a curated record. The transcript is spliced from 2 exons. The coding region runs from base 1 to 1044 and encodes 347 amino acids.
AUGGCAGCCUACACCACCGCCGCAAGUGCUCUGGUCGAGCAUCGAAGUGCUCGCCGCGCCACCGCCAGCACUCUCCCUCCACCGCCACCUUCUCCGCCAAUGCAGCCUCCGGUCGCCAUGACCAGCAGAAAACUUCGCGGCACGCUACCGCGCGAUGCAAUGGGCAACAUCGUAUGGGGCCCCAUCCCCCUCUACGAGGCUCAUCUGGCUCUGCCACGCAUGCCGCCUCCAGCUCCACCAGGUCCAGCAUAUGUGCGCUUCGACUCCUUCCAUCUCACUCCUGGUGAGAAGGUCAAGAUGAAGACCCUUGGGGUCGAUGGCAAGCUGAAUGUGUUGGGGUAUUGCCUCGCGCGCCGCGUGCAAUACAUCUUCGAGAUACAGCCUCAAGAUGGGUGCCGCUGCCUUCUGGACAUCCGCGAUGGAUCCUACCAUUCGCUCUUCGAAUGGGAUCAUGAGAACGACUUGCCUGCUUGGGUGCCGACUCAGCAGAAAGGCACCGGCCAUGCCACUGGCCCACCCUUUGGCUCAUACACCAAUCCCACUGGCAACGGCACCCGCCCAUCGGUCAACGUUCAGUCCGUCGGAAGCGCAUCAGCACCACUCAAAUUCUACUCCUCCGACAAUCCGCUCCCAUCACUACCAUCACUUGACCUCCAGGUUGCUCAGAUUGGCUCAUGGAUGAAGAGCAUCAGAGACACACUAUCAGGCACCGUCACAGUCGAUGGCUUCAAGGGCAAGUACGACAACCCAGGCCAACACUUCGUGGACGCUUGCAACAACGCAGAGAACUGGUGUCGCUGGAUCUUCGAAUUUGCAGUCAACGAGAACAGCAGAUGGGACACCGAUCUGAUUCCAUACAUCAAGGCGAAAGAUCAAGGCUUCAAGGGCUCGUGGUGGAAACAGCUGGGCGGUGAGCUUGAGGAAAUGAAGGGUACGAAGAGACGCGCAGCUCUGGCGAGUGCUGCUUCGCCUUUCGUGAAACUUUUUGCGCAGUUUGAUAAGGUCGAUGCUCUGUUCUCGAGAGGACAGCCUGCGAAAGGAUGA